Messenger RNA from Limulus polyphemus (Atlantic horseshoe crab), 804 nucleotides. RefSeq names its product heme-binding protein 2-like. Bases 179 to 787 code for a protein of 202 amino acids. Lineage: Eukaryota; Metazoa; Arthropoda; Merostomata; Xiphosura; Limulidae. The transcript has 6 exons. The record is from RefSeq and is a predicted model, not a curated record.
CAGGAAGCUGUGUUGACAAAGUAACGCGAGACACUCUUGCGUAAUCAGCUGUUCUUUGUAGUCUGCCUUCGACAUCCGAAGUAAAUCUUUUCAUUACAUCAGUUUAUAUUCAGUAAAGUGAAGAGACAGAUAAUUGCUGAUAUUCGUUUUUCAGGAGAACGAACAUUUUGAAGCUGCCAUGAGAUAUUGUAUAAUAAUCAGUUUAGCUAUACUGCAGGUUUCAAUAGCUCUUAGUUGUGUUCGAAGAGGGGCGGAGUGUCCAGAUUAUAACGUGAUCAAUGUUUUCCAUGGUUACGAGGAGAGAGAAUAUCCACCAACCACGUGGAUAAUGACGUCAGUACAAGCAACAAACUACAGAGAACUGGGCUCUGAGCUUUAUACGAAACUCAGAUCCUACCUGAAAGGAAACAAUGAUCAAGGUUUAAGCUUCAACAUGACCACGCCAGUACGUACUCGUAUUGACCAGGGGACUUGUGCAACGUGUGCCUCGACCUAUAGUAUGUCCUUCUUCUUACCCAGAGCACUACAAAAAGACCCACCAAAACCGUUAGAUCCGAGUGUCAAUGUUCUGGUUGAACCAAAAACUCGUUACUUUGUCAGUAUUUUCGAUGGUUUCGCAUCUUACGAAGACUGGAUUCGUCACGCUAACAAGCUAGCCCUAAAACUGGAUGAGAGAAAUGAUAUGGAAAAAAAUUACUACUAUACAGCCGAGUACGAUUCACCUCGACGGCGCUCAAGACGGCGAAAUGAAGUUUGGAUGGAAGAGAAGAAAAUCAAACAUAAUUAAAAUAUACCCCUUUAAUU